AUGCAGCCGCCCGGCGACGAGGACCAUGCGCGCCGCCGCCGCCGCCGCCGCCGCCGGAGGGAUCUGCUGCUGAGCCAGCUCUGCUUCCUGGCCUCGGUGGCGCUGCUGCUCUGGUCGCUGUCGAGCCUGCGAGAGCAGAAGGAGCUCGACCUCAUGGACCUCAUAGGGGAAGACAGAAAGUGGAUGGUAGGGAGGAAGUUAAUGCAGGUGAAUGACACUUUGACUUCCGAAGAUGGAGGAGUCCGAAACAGCAAGAACUGCACUGAGCCAGCCCUGCACGAGUUCCCCAGGGACAUCUUCAGCAACGAGGACAGAAGACAAGGGGCAGUGGUCCUCCAUGUGCUCUGUGCCAUGUACAUGUUCUACGCACUGGCCAUCGUGUGUGAUGACUUCUUCGUGCCCUCCUUGGAAAAGAUCUGUGAGCGCCUGCACCUCAGUGAAGAUGUGGCUGGGGCCACGUUCAUGGCAGCUGGCAGCUCAGCCCCAGAGCUGUUCACAUCUGUCAUAGGGGUCUUCAUCACAAAGGGUGACGUGGGUGUCGGGACCAUCGUGGGCUCGGCCGUGUUCAACAUCCUCUGCAUCAUUGGUGUCUGUGGACUCUUUGCAGGGCAGGUUGUGGCUCUUUCCUCCUGGUGCCUGCUGAGGGAUUCAAUUUACUACACACUGUCUGUGGUUGCACUUAUCGUGUUCAUUUACGAUGAAAAAGUUUCCUGGUGGGAGUCUUUAGUCCUUGUCCUGAUGUAUCUUAUUUACAUUGUCAUCAUGAAGUAUAAUGCUUCCAUACAUCAGUGCUUCGAAAGGAGGACAAAAGGUGCUGGGAACAUGGUCAACGGGUUGGCCAACAAUGCUGAAAUUGAUGACAGCAGCAAUUGCGAUGCAACUGUGGUGCUACUAAAGAAAGCCAAUUUCCACCGCAAAGCGUCAGUGAUCAUGGUGGAUGAGCUGCUGUCAGCAUACCCACACCAGCUCUCUUUCUCUGAGGCUGGACUUCGAAUCAUGAUCACAAGCCACUUUCCACCCAAGACCCGGCUCUCCAUGGCCAGCCGCAUGUUGAUCAAUGAGAGACAAAGACUAAUAAACAGCAGGACUUAUGCCAAUGGAGAGUCUGAGGUGGCCAUCAAAAUCCCCAUCAAGCACACUGUGGAGAAUGGGACAGGGCCCAGUAGUGCCCCAGACAGGAGUGUAAACGGGACCCACAGGGACGAUAUCAUUGCCGAGGCUGGACAUGAGACAGAGAAUGAGAACGAGGACAAUGAGAACAAUGAGAAUGACGAGGAGGAAGAGGAAGAUGAGGACGAUGAUGAAGGCCCAUACACACCGUUCGACCCCCCCUCUGGUAAACUGGAAACAGUGAAAUGGGCAUUCACCUGGCCCCUGAGUUUUGUCUUAUACUUCACUGUCCCCAACUGCAACAAGCCCCGCUGGGAGAAGUGGUUCAUGGUGACGUUCGCUUCCUCCACGCUGUGGAUCGCAGCCUUCUCCUACAUGAUGGUGUGGAUGGUCACCAUCAUCGGCUUCACUCUGGGGAUUCCUGAUGUCAUCAUGGGGAUCACCUUUCUGGCCGCUGGGACCAGCGUGCCUGACUGCAUGGCCAGCCUCAUCGUGGCCAGACAAGGCAUGGGAGACAUGGCUGUGUCUAACUCCAUUGGGAGCAACGUAUUCGACAUUCUGAUUGGCCUAGGGCUCCCCUGGGCUCUGCAGACACUGGCAGUGGAUUACGGAUCCUACAUUCGCCUGAACAGCAGGGGACUGAUCUACUCGGUGGGCUUGCUCCUGGCCUCUGUUUUUGUCACGGUGUUUGGCGUCCACCUGAACAAGUGGCAGUUGGACAAGAAGCUCGGGUGUGGGUGUCUUUUCCUGUACGGCGUGUUCCUGUGCUUCUCCAUCAUGACAGAGUUCAACGUGUUCACCUUUGUGAACUUGCCCAUGUGCGGGGACCAUUGAUCCACUGGCAGCCCGCCCAGGCCCGCUCCUUCUUUCUGUGCAAUAUGAGACCCGGCCACACCGAGGCACGUGGCCUGGGCUGGGGUCAGUCAGUCUCUCCCCCGCUGUUCUUAGGCCUCCAUUCCUGCCUGGGGGGCAGUGGCUCCCCUGCCUCACCCCUCACUCCUCCGCCUCCUCGGGUCCUAUGUCCCACCAGCCCUCUCGCCCGCCCCUCCUGACUCCUCCGUAUGAAGACUUCCAACAUCCACAUGACUUUUCAAUCUCCAUUUUUGAACAGUGACUGAAAUCUAGAAAAACUGGCUGCUAACUGGCCCAAGCCAGGCAAAACUUGUUACAAUUCCUUCUCCGUUUUUAAGUUAUUCGAUGGAAGACUAAUCUAAUUUAUGACCUGAGACUGUUGAAGACAGAGAGAUGAGAGGGUGCGUUGAUUGUAAGGGAGUGUUUGGGAUUUUGUUUUGUUUUGAGGUGAUUCCUUAGGUUACUGGGUUUGGGGGUUGCUUUGUUUUGGGGGUCCCCCCCUUUUUUUUCCUUCCUUCCAGAGAUCAAGAGCUUCUCUUACAUCUUCUUUCACUGGGCUCUGGAUUAGUCAAUGAUCCAAAGGUUGCCCUGCAGUGUCUCCUGGGACUGAUCUCAGGUACACUAGAAUAUGCCUGGAUUUAGUGCUUACUGAAGCAACAGAUGGGCAAGGCCCCAGGAUCAUGCAUGACAUUUUAUACCCAAGGGUGCCUCUGAAGCCCUGUGGGAGUUCCCAGGGGCCCCCUAGUAGGGGUGCACGAGGUUUCCAAGGAAGAAGACAGCUUCCCACAUGUCCAUUAUGACCACCACUUCUUGCUAGGUUCUUUCUAGUUUUUCAAGCAAUAGUUCCAGCCUGCCCAAGGCCUUUGGCGGAGUGGCCUGGUUAAACUAUCCAUCCAUCGGGUGCCAGGCAGUCAACGUAGAAGCUUCCCCAACUCUGAGUCCCUGAGAUAUGCUCUUGUUGCUUGGCAUUUGGGGUGACAGGGGGUGACCCAGAGCCCACCACUGCUUUCCAUGAAGGAGUUACAGACACUGGUUUCUUGAAAAGGGGAAAAGCGCACUUUGCACAGACAUCGUCGAUAAAGUCCCAGUUCACCGCUCCGUAUCGAAUACACUGGACCCCGAAGGCUGGCUCUUGGGCAAAUGUCCUUCCUUACAGGACACCCCUGCCAAGCUGACCUGGCUCCACCCCUUCCCUCCUGGAGGGAUGGCAAGGGAAGAAGACCAGAAAACUGAUACCUUUGAAGCCGCAGGUGUGUUAAACACAGACUUGCUCGAGGGCAUAAGUUAUUGUGAACAUUUUUGCCAACCACCGCUCAAUAGCCCUGCUAGAUUUUGUAUGAUGCUGAGUUAAUAUGCAGACUAAUUCCACCGAAUUGAGAUACACCCAUGCUUGUUACACUGUAUUUAUUGAAACUGUGGAUUCUUGCCCGCGCUGUCCCUCAUACUUACUUUGAGCACUGACCAUUUCUCCAUCGGUAUGGUUUCUCCCGUCCCUUGUACACAUUCUGGUAUGAAUUGUAAAAACAACCUGCUACAGAUUGGUUGACCGUUUCUGUCUACGGUGCAAGCUGAGACCAGCGUUAGUCCAUGGGGCGCCCGCCCAACGGAGGGACCAGAGAGGAAAUCACCAGUUUGGGCUUUCAGAGUUACGACACACUUACUGACUCUGUUGCACAUUUUGCACUGGUUUAUGGCGAUUGUUUUCUUUGGAUGGAUAGUGUAAAAUAAACUUCUCUGUUCUGUAUUCUUCCUCCAGCAAGCACAGUACUUCCUCUCCCGGGGAGCUGAGGAUUAGGCAGGGAAAGUAAAAUGAUUGUGCACUUGUUGUGUGGCCAGGCAUUUGCACUCUCACAGUUUCUGGGUUGACUCACCUAGAAAGCUGUAAGUGCUUGGCAAAGUGCAGGUAUCAGCUGGCAAAUGGUGGGGGUCAAGGGACUGUGGGCCUGUUGUCCUGUAGAAUACACGGGACAUUGUAUUAGGAAUCCUUUCUUUUAGCUGUACAUGACAGGAAGAGGAUCCCAGUACGGAGGGCGAUGUUCAACCAUGUUCAGGUUCUCCUCCAUCCUAUCUUCUUUUGCUAGUUUUCAAUCAUGAAAAUUAAGACUUCCCCAAAGCUGAUUCCAUGAAAGAGACAGUAACAUGUAGUUGUAAUAAACCAUGUUCUUAUCCUAUGUGACUCUUGAGAAAUAAUUAUUGGACCUAAAAGUAGACCCAAGUUAGCGAACAAUCGGGUUUCCACCUGAAACUCAAUACAAUUCAUUUAGACCACAGGAAUCAGGAGGAAAAUAGCCGCUAAUUCACAGCUCCGACUGUUUUUAACUAUUUUAAAAAUAUAUUCCUGGGGGUUGGGACAAUACCGGGGACUUAGCUUUGCUUUGAGUGUGUACUACUCAAAGUCUUAGAAUACAUUACCUGCACAUUUGUGCAUUUUACAAAUACACCCUGGUCGGGGGCAGGGUAUUUCCAUCAUGCCGAAUGGU
Messenger RNA from Loxodonta africana (African savanna elephant), 4442 nucleotides. RefSeq names its product solute carrier family 24 member 3 (gene SLC24A3). Lineage: Eukaryota; Metazoa; Chordata; Mammalia; Proboscidea; Elephantidae. The record is from RefSeq and is a predicted model, not a curated record. Bases 1 to 1944 code for a protein of 647 amino acids. Gene Ontology annotation, cellular component: plasma membrane. Gene Ontology annotation, biological process: calcium ion transmembrane transport; intracellular calcium ion homeostasis. The transcript is spliced from 17 exons. Gene Ontology annotation, molecular function: calcium channel activity; calcium, potassium:sodium antiporter activity.